UCGUGUCGUGCGCCGUGAAAUUAUGACCGAGUAAAUUCGGAGUACCUGGUUGCAGAACGCAGUCGUUUCAAGAUAUGCUGCUGCUUGUUAAAACAGCCGUUCUGCUCACUCUGGUUAUGGCGACAGUGGGCAAGCGAUUCACACGCUGCUCCUUGUCGAAAGAACUUGCCAAGAAUCGCAUACCCAGGAGGCAGAUGGCCGACUGGGUAUGCCUCGUGAACUCCGAAAGUGGCACGAACACGAGAGCGAAGCACCGCAACACAGAUGGCAGCGUCGACUACGGUCUUUUCCAGAUAAACAACAGGUACUGGUGCAGCCCUGGUCCUCACAACGAAUGCCGGGUCAAAUGUAGAGAUCUGCUCUCUAACAACAUAAAGGCAGCAGUAAAAUGUGCCAAAUUCAUCCACAGAAGACAAGGAUUCAGAGCCUGGUGAGUACACGCUACGUGAACUGAACUAGUCAGUAUUAGGGCGCACUUGCUCUUCGGGCUUUGAGGAAAACACUCUGGCGCUGUGAUGUCAUCAUAAAAAGUAACAAUUUUGAACUUGGCAUUCAGUUGCGUCACUAUCAAGCAAAAUUCAGUUCUUCAUUCCGCCUGA
Molecule: messenger RNA, 599 nt
Organism: Rhipicephalus sanguineus (brown dog tick)
Lineage: Eukaryota; Metazoa; Arthropoda; Arachnida; Ixodida; Ixodidae
Product: lysozyme c-1
Exons: 4
Coding region: 75-434 (119 amino acids)
Molecular function (GO): lysozyme activity
Source: RefSeq, a predicted model, not a curated record